Messenger RNA from Hippocampus comes (tiger tail seahorse), 1156 nucleotides. RefSeq names its product coiled-coil domain-containing protein 167-like. Bases 82 to 402 code for a protein of 106 amino acids. The transcript has 4 exons. The record is from RefSeq and is a predicted model, not a curated record. NCBI's taxonomy places the organism in Eukaryota, Metazoa, Chordata, Actinopteri, Syngnathiformes, Syngnathidae.
AAGAAGAAAAUCACUUCCGCCUUCGUCAUGACCCCCGAAACACUUCUUGAAUGCACACUAAAUACGGCUUUUUGUUAAAAAAUGGCAAAAGCGAAGGACAAACGACGGGAGAACACCAGCGUGGCCAGUGAGAUUGACCACUUGGAGGAGCGGCGGGCGCGUUGCCAUGACAACCUGGAAAAGUCCGAGUUCAGGAGCAGAAAAGAGAAGCUGUCCGAGGAAGAGAGGCAACAACUGGAAAAACAUAUGGCAGUCAUGACCGAAAGGAUGCAAAAUUUAGACAAAGAGUUGCUGCAUUUACGAGAGCAGAACAGGAGGAACACGUUGCUGUCGGUGGCUCUGCUGGCCAUCUGCGCUCUCUUCUACUACAUCUUCAUCUACGACCACAACGAACACUCAUGAUGACAUAAUACUCGCGGCUAUCCAACUGUUUUUUUUUUUUAAUGAUUCCACGGAAAUCCUGCUGCUAGGUUACUGACCAAACUGGGUGCUACUCAUCAUAUAUGUGCCUAUUGCCUUAUUCUUUUUCCAUCUUAACAUCCAUGUACUAGUAUCCUCUUUGUCAUCACUAGUAAGACAAUUCAGCACACUUGAUAUCAAGGAUAUGCACUAAAUAUUCAAAUAUGUAUAUGUGAUACCUGACUCUAAGUUCCAGCCAUUUAUUACCCCGAGCUACAUUCAUGGCCGUUUUUUUUUUUUUUUUAAUCACGUCAAUGUGCUUCUCGUCAAAAUAAAAGCAUUUUUGUAAUUACACAUACACACAUAACGUGCAAUAAUUGACUUCUAUGCAUGUCACGGUAUGAUGGACAAUUAAGCGACUGCUAUAACACACAAGUUCCCUUCUGUGCCAAUAUAUAUUGAUUUCUUAUGAUGAGAAUUAUGAUUGCAACCACAGCUGCCAUUUAAAAAGAAAGAGGCAAAAAAAAAAAAAAGAAUGGUGUAUAAAGAUUACGCCGGCUUGACUCAUAAGUGGUCUGCUAUUCUCGUCUGGCAUUUAUGAUUUCCCCUCCUUAGAGUAUUUUAAGUUAGUGCAUUAUUUGGGGAAAAGAAAAUGACAGUAUUUUGUUUGCCAUUAAAAGUAUUUUUCUGUAAAGCAGGGUUCAUUACGUGACUCACUGCUUCCACAAAAAAAAAAAAAAAAAAAUGGGCAACAUUU